CCCUCUGAUUGGUUGGCAGCCGCGCCGUUGAACCGUCUGGUGGUUGUCGUCCGGCUCGGCGCACAGGAGUGCCCGUGUGACAGUGGGGCUGCCGCGGAGCCUCUUCUCUGGAUUGGCAGAACAAUCGAUGCGGCCGGAGCCGAGCGCAUGAAGGAGGAGAAAAUGAAUGUGGAGGCUCUGAGCAGAGGGGAGCUGCUGACUCUCCUCAGUAUCUUGGAGGGAGAGCUGGAGGCCCAGGACGUGGUCAUACACUCCCUCAGGGCUCAACACAGAGAUGCUUUCAUCCAGGAGCGCUACGGCCACUAUGACCUCAGCGAUCCAUUCCUGGCGCUGCAGCGGGACAACGAGGCCGCGGAGCGCCAAGGCACACCCGAACAUGGUCACACACACCUGCAGGGUCGGGCAGUGGGCCCGAAUCCUCUGGCUGUCCUCAAACUGGUCAUGGCUCACUGCAAGAGGAUGCAGGACAGGAUGAUGGGGCAGCUGGCUGCUGCUGAGAGAAGACACAGGAGGAUUAUAGCAGAUCUGGAGGAGGAGAAGCGACUGCGUGCCCAGGACUCUGCACAGAGUGACGAUUUCGCCGACAUGCUGCAGACAGAAAGAACCAAGCUGCUGCAACAGCUGGACGCGGAGCGGGCAAGUGUGCGGAGGUUGGAGAAGGAACAAGCACAGUUGGUGAACAAGGUGGAAGAGUCGCUGUCCCAGCAGCAGCAGCUCUCCUCCACCCUGAGCCAGGAGCUCCAGAAAGCCAGCGGCCAGGCUCACGAGGAGGCAGAGAAGGUCUCCCAACUCCGCGCCUUGCUCCAGGAGGAGACCGGCACUCUGGAGAGGCUCCGGGGGGUUCUCGACAAUGAGAAGAGCCGGGCAGCCCAGCUCGAGGCCAGGUCUGAGAGGCAGCUGGCCGAGUUUGACACAGAACGAGAGCAGAUGAAAGCCAGGGUCAGCAAGGAGGAGGCGAGGAGUAGGGAGCUGGAGAGACAGGUGGAGGAGCUGAGGAAGAGGUUGGCCGAGUCUGAAGGAGGUAAAGAAGGGGUAAGGGAGACUGUGACCGAGGCGACAGAGUCGCUUUCCGAGAUGGUGAUGGUGUCCACCUCUGCUCAGACUCUACCGGACGGAAUAGUAACUGUCACUCCUAAAUCCACCCCACUGUCAAAGGUCAAUGGCCAUCACAGUCACAAAGAGACCGAAACAACACAGGAGGGGAGGGGAGCAGAAAAUGGAGGAGUGGUGGAGAAUGGGGGCGCAGCGCCUUUGCAUUCCCCUCUUCACCAUCACCCUCACUCUCCCUCCAGCACAGCCUCCUCUUCCCUCUCCUCUUCCCCCAUCUCCUCCCCCGUUCUUGCCAAACGCCUGGGCAGCCCGGGCUUCCAUCAGUCCUCCUACCAGGCUGGAGUCAACCAGCGCUUCCAUGCUGCCAGGCACAAGUUCCAGAGCCAGGCUGAGCUGGAGCAGCAUCAGCAAGGUGGCCCCCUUUCCCCCAGGGACCUCUCCCCCACCACCUCCUCCAUUCCUCCCCCACCAGAGCACAGCACGGCUAAGCAGCUGGCCCGCAACACCGUCACUCAGGUGCUGUCCCGCUUCACCAGCCAGCAGGCUGGAGUCAAGCUGGCCCCACUGAGCAGCUCUCCGUUCGGUACAGACUACCGCACUCUGGCAGCGUCUCCUCCUGGGGGGAGGUCGCCCUCUUCAGGGCCCCUAUCUCCAGGCAUCCGCUCCCCCCUCACGCCGCGCUCUGACAGGACCCAUCCUCCUCCGAUUCCUCCCAAGAAGCCGGGCAUGAGUCCAACCCCGGGAUCCCCCAUUCACUCUGCUCGCACCAGCCUCUUCCCAGAGCUGACGGGAAACUGUGGGCACAGCAACACUGGCCAGGAGGGAGCCAAGGAGCCAGACCUGGUUUUAUCUUCUAGCAGCUAACGGCCAGAUCGUACAAACUCACUAAUACGCCCGGCCUUAAGCAACACUUAGGGUAUCGUUCAUCUUCUGCUAGCCCUUGAGCCCACUUCAGAGCACUCCGAAUCAGUAGAUAUUUCAAAGCUGGACUGGUUGAAACGGAUGCAUUCAAGAUUUUUGUUGCACCCCUACCUCUUAUGCCACAACUUGAGAGAAACAAUUGGAAAAUUUAUAGUAUAGUAUAUUAUGGAUUAUUUCAUUGAGCUAUAUCAACUUGCCUGUCUUUAUUACUUCAUGUAGAGUAAUUGAGUUUGAAAAUUUAGAAUGACACUAUUUAUCUCAGUUAUUUUCCACUUUGACCCUAUAUUAGGGGUGUUGAGAAACCAUAUAUAGAGAGACCUGUUGACUUUGAAGAAAGAAAUGUCGGUGGGAUUUCACUGCACAACACUCUUUUCCCUUAAUGCUCAAACUGCCAGUCCUGUUAGAAAAUAAAAAAAGACUUCAGUCAGACACAAAAGUGUAUAGCUAGUAGAAGGGCUAAAAUACGUGGAUGUAGAGUAUAGGAAAUGUGUAGCUAUCACUUUUUCCACUAUAAAAUAGUAAGUUUUAAAUGUUUUGUGGCCCAAUCAAUUCUUAUGCAGUUAUUGUGGAGAUCGGCCAUGAAAAAUAUUAUACUGUAAAUAAUUCAAAUGAACGUUAUCACUUGCAUGUGCUGUUUUUUUUGUUUUUUUCUACUAGUCAUGAAUACACUGAAUCUUGUCUUGAAAAAGGGAGAGCACACUUUGCACUACAUUACUCUAAGCCACUAUGUCUACAAUUUUCAAAUGUUUUAUUCAGGGAAGAUAAAUUUCCGCGUCACUCAAACCAAGAAGGACCGUGCCAUGAUUGUGUGAUAAUGGUUUGGUAUUUAAGGUUUGGAUCUUACUACUGUGACCAUCGCUCCUGUAGUACGUGUGUUGUCCUAACUAUGCUAUGUUUUAUUUCUUUUAGGUUCCCUGUGUUUUAUGUUUUCUAGCUUUAAAAACCAAGAAUUCAUUUAAAGAAAUUAUUUCAAGUCUAUGGGCUUAAAUCAGCCAAUUUAUACACUGCUUUUCUGUGAGGGGCAAAGUCCCUCCGCUCUUUCGUAAAUAUGCAUAUCACGAACACCUGCGACACCUAGUGGUAUUUCAAUAAAUUACCAUGCCUUAAA
Molecule: messenger RNA, 3079 nt
Organism: Scophthalmus maximus (turbot)
Lineage: Eukaryota; Metazoa; Chordata; Actinopteri; Pleuronectiformes; Scophthalmidae
Product: CTTNBP2 N-terminal-like protein
Exons: 5
Coding region: 148-1914 (588 amino acids)
Source: RefSeq, a predicted model, not a curated record